AUGCUUUGGGAAGGUACUGGUCGGGCCUUUGUCGACGCCGGUGCUGACGGCGCGAGCGAUGGUUUGGACACUGUGAUGCCAGAGGUCGGAGAUCAAUCGGAGGAGCAGAGAGAGCGACAGAAGUCGUUUAAGCCAAGUGGUCAUGAUCUGGGCAAUGGAGGAGAAGAAACGGAGGAGCGGAGGGAGGAGCGGAGACUGCGGCUGGAUUCAUUGAAGCCAAGCACAGAUGUUCUUGAUAGUAUGCAUGGGAGUGACGGCGAGGAGGAAUUGAGGGAACAGUUCGAGGAUUGA
Molecule: messenger RNA, 291 nt
Organism: Ramularia collo-cygni
Lineage: Eukaryota; Fungi; Ascomycota; Dothideomycetes; Mycosphaerellales; Mycosphaerellaceae
Exons: 1
Coding region: 1-291 (96 amino acids)
Source: RefSeq, a predicted model, not a curated record